GUCAAGAGCAAUAACUUUGCAAUGAAUGAAUCGAAAUUUAAGGAGGAAGGCUAUUUUGAAUUUCCAUUCAAACCAUAUGAUAUCCAGCAGAAUUUUAUGAAACAUUUAUACUACACGAUUGAGAACGAAAAGAUUGGUAUUUUUGAAAGUCCAACAGGAACAGGAAAAUCUCUUAGCUUGAUAUGUGGUGCAUUAACUUGGUUACGGGAUUAUGAAACACAAAAGGAGGAAGAAACAAAGAAUAUUCUUUCUGGCAGUUCAAGUUUAAAAGAAAGUAAAGAUGAAGAAGACAAUGAACCAACAUGGGUUGAUGAUUAUUUCCAACAAAAAGCUGCUAAUGAUCUCAUUGGGAAAGUUAAGGAGAGGGAAGAGAAACGAAAGAAGCAAAAACUGAAAUUGGAAGACAUUAGAAAAAAUAAAAGAGCAAAGAAGCGCAAGAGAGAUGAUUGCCCUUCAAUUGCCACUAGCAUGGAAAAUGAUGUAGUAGAAAAAGAAAAUGAAGAUGAGGCUCUCUUGGUUGACUACACCAGUGAUAACGAAGAUGUCAAGGGAGAGGACAGUACCUCAGAGGAAGAUGAAAUAGACGAAGAAGAACAACAUGGCAUGAAGAUAUUCUAUUGUAGUCGUACUCAUUCACAGCUUGCUCAAUUUAUACACGAAGUACAGAAAUCACCUUUUGCUGAUAAAAUACGAGUUGUUGCUUUAGCUUCACGACAGACGUAUUGUAUCAAUGCGGAUGUUCAAAUGUUAAAAAGUGGUCACAAAAUCAAUGAAAAAUGUCUUGACAUGCAGAAAAAGAAAAAAGAAAAGGAAGAUGAGAAAGUUGAAGGAAAGCAAGUGAGAAAGAAGCGAAAAAAAGAAAAGGCAUCUGGGUGUCCAUAUUACAACUAUAAAAGGUUUAAGGAGUUUAAGGACCAUGCCGUGGUUGAUGUGCAUGAUAUUGAACAGUUGGUGUCAUUAGGAAAGGAUUUGGAUACUUGCCCUUAUUAUGGAACUCGGCAUUCAAUUCCUGAAGCACAGUUAGUAGUUUUACCGUAUCAGACACUACUUCAUAAAUCAACAAGAGAUGCUGUUGGUAUAAAUCUGAAAGGAAAUGUUGUAAUCAUUGAUGAAGGUCAUAACUUGAUUGAAACGAUAAACACCAUUCACAGUGUCGAAAUAACUGCACUCCAGAUUUCUUCAUCAGUCAACCAGUUAAUGCAAUAUAGAGAUAGAUACAGGACAAGGCUAAAAGCGAAGAAUCUUAUGUACAUCGAACAAAUCUUGUUUGUGUUGAAUUCUUUGCUUUCUGCAUUGAAAGAAAAAAAUGAUUUAAAACAAACAGCUUCAUCAUUGAAGACAAUCAACAAUUUUGUUUACUCCUCAAAAAUCGACAAUGUCAAUUUGUUUAAGAUAAGAAGAUAUUGUGAAAAAAGUCAAAUAGGAAAAAAGUUGAAUGGUUUCAUAGACAAAUUCCAGAACAUGGAAAAGGAUUCGACAAAUGCAGUACAUUCAUCCCAGUUUGUUUACAUAGAGGCAUUUUUAGAUGCACUUACCAAUGCUGAUAAAGAUGGCAGAAUACUAAUUACUAAAGAUAAUCUGCCCAGCAAAUCCACGUUCAAAUUUUUGUUGUUGAAUCCUGCUGUUCAUUUCAUUGAUGUAUUGCAAGAAUGUAAAGCAGUCAUUGUUGCUGGUGGUACAAUGCAACCUAUAUCUGAAUUUAGAAAUGUGUUGUUAUACUCUGCGAAUGUCCACAGUGACAGGAUUGUUGAAUUUUCAUGUGGCCAUGUCAUACCACCAGAAAACUUGAUAGCUCUAUCUCUAUGUAAAGGUCCUUCGUCAAUAGAUUAUGAUUUCACGUUUCAAAAUCGAAGUAAAUAUGAUUUGAUAGACGAGCUAGGUCGUAUGUUGUGUAACAUUUGCACGGUUGUUCCUGGAGGUGUAGUCUGCUUCUUUGCGUCAUACGACUAUGAAGAUAUUGUUUAUAAGAGAUGGCUUUCAUGUGGUAUUCUGAAGAAAAUCGAGCUCAGAAAAAAGAUAUUUAGGGAACCAAGAAAAUCUGGAUCUUGUGAUAAAGUGUUAUUGGAUUACACCAACUCUAUUAGGAGAGGUGUAACUGGUGGUGCUUUACUGCUCAGUGUUGUUGGUGGAAAGAUGAGUGAAGGAAUAAAUUUCUCAGAUGAUCUGGGCCGAUGCGUUAUAAUGGUUGGACUACCUUACCCAAAUAUACAAUCCCCAGAACUGAAAGAAAAGAUGGAAUUCUUAAAUAAAAGUAUCGGGCCUUCCGCUGGACAGGAACAUUAUGAGAAUAUUUGUAUGAAGGCUGUCAACCAAUCGAUAGGUCGAGCAAUACGCCACAAAGAAGAUUACGCUUCAAUCAUUCUUGUUGAUCAAAGAUAUUCAAAACCAAAUGUUCAAAACAAGCUACCAUCUUGGAUACGAUCACAAUUACAAUGUCAUAGUCGAUUUGGGCCAGCUUGUGCUUCGAUUAGCAAGUUCUUUGCUGGAAAACGAAUUAAAAGUUAGAAGCCUAUAAGAUCUUGGAUACAGAACGUGCUUGUUAAACACUUUUGCUACAUGUAUUUCGACAUUCGUGUGAUGUUGUCUAGAUAUGCAGUGCGCGUGCUGUGAAGCUCCUUAGCAACGGUUUGUUUUGUUCGAAACCGACCACUUCUAUUACUUUAUGAAGAAAUUAAAGAAAUGCUUAUUAAUUAUGUAUAACAAUGGGAUUUUUAUUGAGACUGAAAUGAAAACGCUGAACACUCUUAAUUGAAUAUUUAUAUUUACAUAUAUAUAUGCACGCACCUGUUGGGGUUAAAACUCUAAAGAAGAGAAUUUUAGUUGAACUAAAAAUAAAUUGUUUGUCAAAAAAAAUUCGUUUGUCCUUUUCAAAAUUUUGAAACUAAAGAAUUUUUUUUUCUUUUUCCAUUUUUUUCUAAUGUCCGACACGACAUAUUGAGUUUAGUGGAAAUUAACUUUUAGAUGCGUGCGUUCAGAAAUAUUGGUAGAAAUAUUGAUUCGAGAAAUCUUAAUGCAUGAUUUAUUUUUACGUUAUUCAUAAUAUAGAAUAUGUAAAAUGUUGAAAUAUUUCGUUUGAUGUUUAUAAUAUUAUAUCUGUUAUUCUAGGUUACAUCAAUGCUUAUUAUCAUAAUGCUAGAAAAGCAAUAUUUUUUUGCUUUAGGAAUAGAAAUAUUAUAGUUAACAAGGAGUUAUAAAAAUUGAUAACAUGUUGCACGAAAUCACCCGGCCACAUUUGCUUAACUUCAAAAUUAUGCGUAUACUUUAUUCUGUGUGUCUUUUUGGUUUUGCCUGUAGUUUUAUAUCUUCGUGUUGUUUUAAUUUUUUUAUCUUAUUUUUUGUGAGUCAUUCUAAAUUUCGUUUGUUAUGCUUUCAUGUUUACUCGGGUUAUGCUGACGUCACGAAACAUGAAUAGCAUUAAAAUUCAAAUUGUUACUUAUUUUAACCCCCUUAAAUUUCUUCCCUUUGCUUUGUAAAUCUGUUUUGUUUUGGUGUUUUUGUUAAAAAAAUCACCACCCUUAGAUUUCACCUUUUGACUUUGGUAUGCUUAUUUUUAUUGUUUUUAAUGUUUUGUCGACAACUUAGUUGUGAAAAGAAUAUGCCUUACAUAAACAUCAGAUUAAAGUAUGCAAGAAGUUGUUUUGGCUUACUGCCUAGUGCAAAACAAUUAACAGUUCACAAGUCUUUCUUAGCAGUGGACAGAAUGUGUUCUGUUGGUUUUGUUGCAAUGCUUAUUUCAUUCUUAGACAUAAGGGGCCUUUAAAGGUUUUUUGUCCCAAUACACAAAAACCAACUACUAACAAGCCCUGGGGACGAGGUUGUGAUCUAUUGUUAUUUGUAUAUUGUUUAUUUAUUACAAGAAAUAUCGAUGUGCGAGAUUUAAUUUUUUAAUGUUUGAAGUAGCCCUAGCAAAAA
Molecule: messenger RNA, 3912 nt
Organism: Hydractinia symbiolongicarpus
Lineage: Eukaryota; Metazoa; Cnidaria; Hydrozoa; Anthoathecata; Hydractiniidae
Product: ATP-dependent DNA helicase DDX11-like
Exons: 27
Coding region: 22-2505 (827 amino acids)
Biological process (GO): nucleobase-containing compound metabolic process; establishment of sister chromatid cohesion
Cellular component (GO): nucleus
Molecular function (GO): ATP binding; DNA helicase activity; hydrolase activity, acting on acid anhydrides, in phosphorus-containing anhydrides
Source: RefSeq, a predicted model, not a curated record